CAUGACAGAAGUUGUCACAGAGAGAUUGCAGGCAGUCGAUCAGUCGUGAAUGUACAGGGUACGUAUUGUAGUUGCUUUUGCAGUUAAUGGCUGCCAACAACAGCUUUCAAGUGAAAAUAGACCCAGAGGAAAACAGAGGUAGAGAUCAUUCUUUCAAUGCUGUUACCAACCAAGAAGUCAGCACACAAACCGAUCACAGUAUGCAAGGUCACAGCCCAAGGCUUUCAAAAGUGAACUUGUUCACUUUGUUAAGUCUCUGGAUGGAGCUUUUCCCAAUGACAAGAGCGGAGAAAGAAAAUGACAGACAACAGGUGAAAAGAACCGGCCUGGUUAUCGUUCACAAUAGAAAAAUCACUGGAUUGCACUGCUCCAGCUCGGAACUGCAUGCAGGCCAAAUAGCUGUUAUCAAACAUGGAUCUCGGCUGAAGGGAUGUGAUCUUUACUUCUCCAGAAAGCCUUGCUCUUCUUGUCUGAAAAUGGUUGUAAACGCUGGGGUAAACAAGAUAUCCUACUGGCCCGCUGAUCCAGAAAUGAGCCUCUUGCAGAACGAGACGGUGAGUAGCAGCAGCAGCCCCGACGCCAAGCUUGAUGCCAGCGCUGCGGAACGGCUCAAGUCUAACAGCCGACCUCACGUGUGCGUCCUCCUCCAGCCUCUAGCCUUCAACAUGAACCAGUUUGUGGAGGAAACCUCCAUGAAAUGUGACUUCCUGCAAAAAAUGUGCCUGGACCCCACUUUCCAACUGGAAGAGUUCUUCAUUGAGUACCGAAAGCAAAGGCUGAAGGAAUACGAGAAAGUCUUCUUGGUUUCUAACGAGGAGGCACACAAGGGCAUCUUAAUGAACAUGGGCUUGGAGAACUUCUGUGAGAAUCCUUAUUUCACCAGCUUACGGCAGAACAUGAAAGAUCUGAUCCUCCUUUUAGCCACAGUGGACUCCAGUUUACCUGACUGUGCAGGAUAUGGAUUUCACUGCAGAGAUACUCAGCUAGGUGAUGAAGACCGUGACCAAGGUUUAUCACAGGGCACUGCCAGGCACUGCAUGGUACAGGCCAAACUGCUGGCAUACCGAACUGAGGACCCUAAGACAGGAGUCGGUGCUGUCAUUUGGGCAGAAGGGAAGUCUAGUAACUGCGAUGAGACAGGGGCCAUGUAUUUGAUUGGCUGCGGUUACAAUGCCUACCCAGUGGGCUCAGAAUACGCAGACUUUCCUCAAAUGGACGAUAGACAGAAAGACAGAGAAAUACGGAAGUUUAGAUACAUCAUCCACGCUGAACAGAAUGCCAUAACAUUCCGGUGUAAGGAAAUCCAAGAGGAUGAGAAGACAAUGAUUUUUGUAACCAAAUGCCCAUGCGAUGAAUGUGUGCCUUUAAUUAAGGGAGCUGGAAUCAGACAGAUCUACACAGGAGAUCUGGAUUCUAAGAAAGUGAAAGCUGACAUAUCAUACCUGAAAUUUGGCAGCCUGCAGUGUGUUCACAAGUUUACUUGGCAGAGGAAUCCCGAGGCCAGCUCUGUUACAGAACAGCACACCUCCACCGUCAAAGCUAACGGCUUCUUUGGUAAGCAUCACAGAGACUUUGAGGAGGAACUCCAGACAAACAAAAGGUCAUGCGUUCAGGAAAAAUGACAAGGCCUGGGUUCCUGAGAAACAGAGAAAUAUGGCAUUGGAAAAUUUAAAAUAUUUUUUAUUGUCUGUGUUUUACUUGUAUGCAUUCUAAACUAAAUGGUAAUGGUUCAUUUGAAUAUUUAAUACACUACAGAUAUACUUUUUAAUUAUGUAUUUAUUAAUUUAUUUGCUUGCUACCAUCCUAGCAGUAUAUUACAAUUUGAACUCCUGUACUUGCACAAAGAGACUGAAGCCCUUUUUUACCAGUGAUGUUUACCCUAAUACAUUUACCAUUGCUUUUGGUGUUUGGGCUUUUUUUUGGGGGGGGGGUUUUCCAGUUCUCCCAGUAUAUCGCUUUUCUCUCUUUUAGUUUCACAAGCAAUUUCUUACCAAAUGGAAAUUUGCUAGCUCACCAUCAUUGCAAACCCCUGCCCUUAUUUCUGAGAGGUGAUGCUUCCACAAUUACAUGUGUGAGGCAUACAUCCCCACCACAGCUGUAACUGACAUCGUUAGAGCUGUGGAGGCCUUUCAAUGCAUUUCCAUCAUUCCUUAAUUAACUUUUUAUUUUCUUACAAAACUAGAACCAAACAACCCAGUAAUAUAAUCUUAGUUCUCCUAAGCACUCUCAAUGUGCUUGUUUCUCAUUUUGUAAAAGUUAAUUAAAGAUGGAGGAAAUGCUUUGAAUGUCAUGAAAAAGCAGAUCAUGACCUACAUCGACAGGUUAUAGAAAUGUGAGCACGACAG
Messenger RNA from Polyodon spathula (Mississippi paddlefish), 2345 nucleotides. Its product is annotated as cytidine and dCMP deaminase domain-containing protein 1-like. Bases 87 to 1622 code for a protein of 511 amino acids. Gene Ontology annotation, biological process: dTMP biosynthetic process; dUMP biosynthetic process. Gene Ontology annotation, molecular function: dCMP deaminase activity; zinc ion binding. Gene Ontology annotation, cellular component: cytoplasm. The record is from RefSeq and is a predicted model, not a curated record. The transcript has 9 exons. NCBI's taxonomy places the organism in Eukaryota, Metazoa, Chordata, Actinopteri, Acipenseriformes, Polyodontidae.